Molecule: messenger RNA, 558 nt
Organism: Phalaenopsis equestris
Lineage: Eukaryota; Viridiplantae; Streptophyta; Magnoliopsida; Asparagales; Orchidaceae
Product: pectinesterase 3-like
Exons: 1
Biological process (GO): cell wall modification
Molecular function (GO): pectinesterase inhibitor activity; pectinesterase activity
Source: RefSeq, a predicted model, not a curated record
AACCGCCAGUUCUACCGCGACUCCCAAAUCGCCGGCACCGUCGACUUCAUCUUCGGCGACUCCUCCGCCGUCUUCCAGAACUGCACCAUCCUCCCCCGCCAGCCCCUCCCCAACCAGUCCAACACCAUCACCGCCCACGGGAAGAAGGAUCCCAACGAGAACACCGCCUUUUCGAUCCAGGGUUCCGCCAUCCGCCCCUACGAUCCCGUCACCCGGCCCACGUUUUUGGGCCGGCCUUGGAAGAACUAUUCCACGACGGUUUUUAUGAGGUCGGAGAUCGGGUCGGUGGUCGACCCGGCGGGUUGGUUGGCUUGGUUGCCGGGCGUGCCGCCGCCGGAUACUAUUGAUUAUGCGGAGUAUGAGAAUACGGGCCCGGGGGCGAGCGUUGCGGGUCGGGUCAAGUGGGUCGGGUACAGGCCCGCGAUGAGUGCGGAUGAAGCGAGUAAGUUUGCGGUGGCUGCUUUGCUUGGUGGGGAAGAGUGGAUAGCGCAGGCGGGCGUGCAGGUUCAGCCCAAUUUGUAAAUUUGUAAUGUGUUUUUUGUUUUGGUUAAAUGUUUG